AUGGCUGAACAGGAUCCCUCCUUUCUCCAUUCUAGAAUGCUUGAUCCGCUGGAUAGUCCUGGACCAAUUCCCGUGGAGUAUUCUCGACAGAGCCAGUCUCUGGCUGCUGACAUACUAGAAACGAAUAGGCUAGCAGGCCUCCAUCCCACAACAGCAUGGCAUCCUGAAAUCCAAACAAGCCAGGCAAGAGCAGCACUUUUCACCAGUGAAGAGUUCCAUCUAAUGUCAAGAUUUUCAUUUCAACCCAACUCGAUGCCAAACACUGCACAACAAUCUUUUUUCACAGGUUUGCAGGGAAGUGUAUCAGAUAGACACAUUCUUGAAAUGGAAAAUGGAAUGAGACAGGCUCAGCAAGAAGAAAAUAGAUCUUUGCAGGCACCGCAGCUAAGAGUAGACACCCCGCAUGUGCAGAACAAUGGGAACCAAUUUCCUCUUCAAGGCAGACAUUCUCUACCAUUCACAAUGGGGCAGCAAGCUGAAGCACAGCAAAUAUAUCAGACCUCUCAGCCCCAAUCUCACCCUCAAAUUCAAUCAAUGGGUCAAGAUAUGCAGAGAAACAUCUCACAGCAGGGUUUGCAGCAAUCUGAGUCAAGACCCAGCACUUCUGAAUCAAGAAAGGAAAGGCCUUCAGUCAAGCACCUCACUUGCUGGUGGUGGAAUGAGAAGGGCAAGUGCAAAUACACUGUGGAUGAAUGUCUCUAUGCACAUCAUAAGACAGGAAGGGUCGCUGAUGCGCCAAGACAAGUGAAAGCAGGUGAGCCCCCGGUUGCGGGAAGGAAGCUGAUGAGGGCCCUGAGGGAGGAGGCAGAAGAGAGGGCAAAGAGAGCGCCAGAGCGAGAGAUGAGCAUCCUCCAAGCCCAGAACAAAGCCCUUCGCGAGGCCUACACCGCUCUGAGCUCGACAACCUCGCAAUCCCUCUCAGCGAUCUCCACCCUACGUCAAUCUCUCACAAGACUGACCGUAGAAGUAGGUAAUGUUGAGAGGGGCCAUGCGGGUCUUCUCCCGCACUCCACCACACCAGAAUAUGGCAAAUAUCAAGUAGACUCGCAUUUGGCGCGCGUCCUGAGAGUCGUUGAAGACGAGGGUCUGCUUGCAGGCGUGGGGGAGCGGCAAACACGGGCACAGGUGGUGCGAGUGGAGGCGUCUUUGGUGGCUGUGGGGUUGGGGGAACUUGUCGAGGACGGGAAGCGAAGAGCAGUGACGUCAAGAGGGUGGUGA
Molecule: messenger RNA, 1218 nt
Organism: Histoplasma capsulatum G186AR
Lineage: Eukaryota; Fungi; Ascomycota; Eurotiomycetes; Onygenales; Ajellomycetaceae
Exons: 3
Coding region: 1-1218 (405 amino acids)
Molecular function (GO): metal ion binding
Source: RefSeq, a predicted model, not a curated record